GAAAAGAUGGACGGCCAGGACCAAAAUUCAAAUCAGCUUCAGGAACGAGUUCAAGCUCUGACAGGAGAAAAUUUGCAGUGGCGUGGCAAAUACGAGCGUGUCCUCACCAAAGUGGGCUACCUGGAGACCAGACUGAGCCACCUGGCCAGCUCCAACACAGACCUGUCCUGCAGGCUGGUCCAGAGUGAAGAGGAAAGACUGAAGAUCUAUAAGGAGCUUGUAGAGGAGAAACUUAAGGCUAAUAAGAUAAGAGAACAGUAUGAAGAAGAGACAUUUGAGCUGAAAACCAAGGUACUUAACCAAGAAGGUGUGAUAACAGAGCUGGAAAUAGAGCGAGACAGGUUGCUCAGGGAACUGCAGUCCACUGAGACAUGCCUGAAAGGGAAAGAGACUAGUGGCCAGGACUUGACUGAGGAAUAUGCCACACUAAAGAAGAACUACCAGAUUCUGGCUGAGGUCCACGAUAAAGAAUUAGCCAAGAGUGGAGCGCUCACAGCAGAGCUGCUGGUGCUGGCCCAGGCCCAGGACGCCCUCCGCAGGCAGCUGGAGGAGCAGCAUCAAUGUGUGAAGACCAGCACCGAAGGUCUUCAUGGGGAGCUAGACAGGGUGCGGGCUUUGAUCACCCGCAUGUCACAUGACACAGUCAAGCCUGAGGAACAAGCAGAGAUGGAGAAGGAGCAAAAAAGCAUGCAGAAAACUCUGCUUGAAAACCAAGAUGAGAUCAAAGACAAGCUGGAGGAAAUGAAGAGCAGCUACAAGGAGCAGCAGAAGAAACUGGAGGAGAAAGUGGUGGCGAUGGGUAAAGAGCACCAGCAGAUCCACAGAGCGAUGCACGUUAGCCAGCAGAAAGUCUCUGAGCAGAGUGCGGCCCUGAUGUGCUCUCAGAGACAAUUAAAGGAGGCAGAGGAGGAGAACUCCAAGCUGCAGCUGCAGGUGAAAGAGCUGAUUGAGGAAUAUCGCACAAGGCUCGUGUGCUACUUACAGGACAUAGCUGACUACAUCGAUGGGCUUGAAGAAAGUAAAAGGCCGUCAGAGCCGAGUAAGAUGAGAGGAUUCAUCGACAGCAUGCUGCAGGAUGUUCGUUUAUCCUACAGGGCGAGGGAGGAGCAGCUCGCCACUGCUGCUCGCUCGUAUAAGAAGAGACUACAGAGGAUCACCCAAACUCAUCAUGCCCUCCUGAUUGCAUACAGGCUUCAGAGGGAGCAGAUCUUGGCCAAACCAGAGAAUGGUCUUGAUCCCGGACCUCCAGAAGCCCACUUCAACUUGGAGCCAACUGAACUGAAAGAUGCAAUGGAGAAGGAGCUCCAACAACUGCACCAGGACAAAGCAAGGCUGGAAGGUCAGCUGCAGGCGGCCUGGGAGCAGGUGGCUACGUUCAAAAUACCCAUGCAAAAUAUAAACCGUCAGCAGCUGGACAAACCGGAGCAGCGAUUCGAAGAAUCCUGUGGUGACAUAAGAAAACAGCUGAAGGAGCCCACUGACUCCACACCGGUGUCCUUUGAGAAGGAGCGUGCCCUUCUCAUGACCAGAGUGACAGUUGCAGAGGCUCAGGUGCUGGAGUUGCAGGACUAUAUUGAAAAGCACCUGAGCAGGUCAGGAAGUAGCUUGAUGUGUAGGUUAUAAAACGUCGGCUCUCAGACGCAUGCUACAUUGGUCUUGACUACUGAUUGCAGGUAUGAACAAGAGAUCGCACAUCUGCGCGGAUUACACGGGACAGUAGAGGAGGCGGGGCGUUCCCAAAGCGCCAAAU
This is a messenger RNA of Maylandia zebra (zebra mbuna), 1750 nucleotides long. NCBI's taxonomy places the organism in Eukaryota, Metazoa, Chordata, Actinopteri, Cichliformes, Cichlidae. The record is from RefSeq and is a predicted model, not a curated record.